CAGCUGGAGGCUGCGUGGGAUCCGGCGGCGGCUCCGGAGCUCGGCGGUGCGGCCUUCCCCGCCCCCUCCCUCCUCCCCCGCCCGCUUCCGCCCGUCUUAUUAUCCUCCUUAUUGACAAAUAGAGCGGCCGCGGCGGCGACUCUCGGCGUGCGUUUGUAGCCAAGCCAUGGGAGACAAGAAGAGCCCCACCAGGCCGAAGCGGCAGCCGAAGCCGUCCUCGGAUGAAGGUUACUGGGACUGUAGCGUCUGCACCUUCCGGAACAGCGCCGAGGCCUUCAAGUGCAUGAUGUGCGAUGUGCGGAAGGGCACCUCCACCCGAUCCACAUUCUUUGAAGUUAUUGUGAAUGCCUCGAGGACCAAGGGACCGUUGAAAUUUCCAAUUUCAGGAAGGAAACCUCGGCCUGUCUCCCAGUUGGUUGCACAGCAGGUUACUCAGCAGUUUGUGCCCCCUACACAGUCAAAGAAAGAGAAAAAAGAUAAAGUAGAAAAAGAAAAAAGUGAAAAGGAAACAACUAGCAAAAAGAACAGUCAUAAGAAAACCAGGCCAAGAUUGAAAAAUGUGGAUCGGAGUAGUGCUCAACAUUUGGAAGUUACCGUUGGAGAUCUGACAGUCAUUAUUACAGACUUUAAGGAGAAAACGAAGUCACCGCCCGCAUCUAGUGCUGCUUCUGCAGAUCAACACAGUCAGAGUGGCUCCAGUUCUGAUAACACAGAGAGGGGAAUGUCCAGGUCAUCUUCACCCAGAGGAGAAGCCUCAUCAUUGAACGGAGAAUCUCAUUAAAGUUUAUUUUCUCCAAUUUCCUAGUCACUUCUGUCAUACCAUGCAAAUACACAGAUUAUGCCAAGAAGUACCACAUUUUCAUGACAAACAUAUUCAUGCACAAUCCAUAAUUUGCAUUUUACAUAAAAUAGAAAUUUGUUAGAUUUUAUUGCAGUCUAUGCCUACCAAACAUUUCCAGACUUAACAUUUUGGUCUCCACAGUUAAAGGUGCCAUGAAAAUGUGGUUGAAUUACUCAUUAUGCAGUGUUAUUGGUAAGUCUAUUUUCACUUUUAGUUUAGUGAAUUCUAACACAUAAUUCUUGAAUUCUCUACUAUUGGCAUGUAACGAAUUUAAAUUUUUAUAACAUAGUGCAAGCUGCCUAAAUAUGUAUUAUUUGAGAAUUGUGAAACAAAUAGUUAUAUGUAUACAAGUCAAAAAUCAACUUAAUCAGCUGUUGAUACAACAGAAUUUUCUUAAUGGUUAUCCUCUUAAAUACACCUGCUGGUACUUGGUGUGGUUAAAUAGGAAGAUUGUUAUUAAAUAAAGAAUUUGUAUGAACCAUU
Molecule: messenger RNA, 1324 nt
Organism: Mesoplodon densirostris (Blainville's beaked whale)
Lineage: Eukaryota; Metazoa; Chordata; Mammalia; Artiodactyla; Ziphiidae
Gene: YAF2
Product: YY1 associated factor 2
Exons: 5
Coding region: 167-781 (204 amino acids)
Biological process (GO): positive regulation of DNA-templated transcription
Cellular component (GO): nucleus
Molecular function (GO): transcription coregulator activity; DNA binding
Source: RefSeq, a predicted model, not a curated record